Molecule: messenger RNA, 3684 nt
Organism: Punica granatum (pomegranate)
Lineage: Eukaryota; Viridiplantae; Streptophyta; Magnoliopsida; Myrtales; Lythraceae
Source: RefSeq, a predicted model, not a curated record
AAAUAUUCUCCGGCGUAAGUAAAAAGGGGCCACAGGGGAGACUUGCCUCCCCUAUAAAAUGGCAACUAAAGCCUCUCAAAUUCAACAUUCGACAUCCACUAACCGACCGGAUAGCAUUAUGAGUUCGAUUACUCUCCUUGGCAGACCGUGGCGCCGGGUUUGGCUCGGUGGAUGGUUCUUGGGGAGAUUGCUGAACAUCUCCAAGAACCGAACGGCUGCCUCCACCCCCCGCCCGGGCCCGCUGCUCUUGGCGCGGUCCUCAGCGACUGCUUAUGCUGCCUUGCGGUCCGAUCCAUCUCCCACAGCUGAGGAAUCUCAGGACCACUCCAUUCAGAUCACCGGAGAUGACGACGAUGAUGAUCAAGAGGGCCGUCUCGUUCGCUCACCUGCUCCGAGCUCGGGCGCGACGGAGCACCCCCAGAACUCCCAUACCACUGCUGCUUCUGCUGUCCGCGAAGCUCCUGCCGAGCAUGAUCUCACGGCUCCAUUGCUUGAUCAGCUUUCGGAUGAGCAAGCAAACUGCAUGGAAGAGUCUCACGUCCUCCCCAUUUGUGAUGAGGGGGAGGGGGAGGGGGAGGGGGAGGGGGAGGAGGAGAAUACGAGCUCGAGCGAGGUCGCUGGUAAUGCAGCCGUUGGAUCAUUUCAAGAUGAACACCGGCUCGAUCGUGAUCAUAUCCGUCUGAUGUUGAAAAGGAAGAGCUCAAGCUUUCUGCGGAGAGUCGGUGGGGUCAGAAAGGUCGCCUUGGUGCUUGGUACUGAUCUGGAGAUGGGGAUCAACCCUGCCGAUGAUCAAGGCUUGCGGCCUAACCCGACUCCUCCAACUCCGGCUCCUAAGAAGUGUUAUCUCCACUUUCUUUUGGAGGAGGCUUGCAAAAGCAGCAUCGUCAUGCUUCUCCUGGCUGCUGCGAUCCUGUCCUUUCUCAUCGGUUUCAAGGCGCAAGGAUUUAAGAAUGGAUGGCAUGAUGGGACUGCCAUAGUUGCGGCGAUUUUCCUUCUCAUUACGGUUCGCUCAGCUGCCAAUCUAUAUCAAGCGAAAAGGCUCGAGAAGGAGCUGCAAAAGAGGACCCACUUGUGGGUGAAGGUGAGGAGAAAUGGAGAGGAUCGAUUCGUGGAGAUUUACAGAGUCGUGGAGGGCGAUGUGGUGAAAUUGAAGAAAGGCAGCAUCGUCCCUGCAGAUGGUGUGUUUGUAGACGGCAGUGAUUUGGUGUUGGAAGAGGUUCCGAACCCAAAAAUCGACCGGGAUCACAAUCCGUUCCUCUUCUCGGGCUCCCGAGUAAUGUCUGGAACUGGAACUAUGCUCGCGGUUUCCACCGUCGAUAGUAAUUCGCAGUUGGUUAAAGAACAUAGCCGACUCGACCUGAAUGACCCUUCCCUUUUAGAAGAACGCGUGAACAGGCCUAGCAGAGACAUGGACAUUCUCGUUCUUGUUCUCUCGAUUCUCAUUCUGGUGCUGGCUCUAGUGCGGGUCUGGCAUCAGAAGCCUGACGUUAGUGGUGAAAAACCUGAACUGAAGGGGGAAGUCCCAGUGAAUCAGGUGAUGAGCUUGCUCGAGAAGAUUCUGCAGUUCCAGCAAAAAAUGAUUCGGGUUCUGACCUCCUUUCUUACAGCCAUGGUGAUCGUGCUGCAACACGGAGUUCCCUUCACCAGCGGUCUAACCCUCAAAUGCUGGAACUUAAAGGCUGUGUCUGUCAAGAUUCAAAACUGGUGGGCUUGUGCGACCAUGGGCAUCGUCACGAUCCUUUAUGUGGACUUGAAUUGUGGGAUGGAUCAAAUGGAAGUGGCCGAGGUUUUGAUCGGUGAGAGGAAUAUAGCUUGUCCUGAGAAAGAUUCCAAAACUCCGGACUUGGUUUUAGAAUCUCUGCACCGGGCAAUCGAAGUCUCAGCUCGUGUGCCAGAUAUUUCAGCCAGUCCAAGGAGCAGAAUGCUUAGUGAUUGGGCAAACUCAAAGUGGGACCUAAACGAUAAGUUCGGGAACAACCAAUAUGCAAUUCUUGAUUCGAGGAAGCUGAAGUCUGGUAAGAAAGGGCUCGGGGUAUCGAUGAGGAAAGAAGGAUCUGCAGAUGAAGAGAGAAUCCUGUAUUUGCACUGGAAAGGAGCCGCUUCAUCGAUUAUAGAUAUGUGCUCACACUAUAUCAAUCAGGCAGGGAUGGGAUGCUCCCUGGACGGACGGAGGGAAAUGCUCGGUUGCGUGAUAAAGGAUAUGGAGGAGAGGGGUCUCAUAACCAUUGCUUUUGCUAGCCGGGAGAUGGACACAGAGGAAAUCAGGGAGGACGGGUUGAACUUGCUGGCUAUAGUUGGCCUGAAGUUUAUAUGCUCCAAUAGGACUAAAUCAGCAGUGAGAUAUUUCAGAAGAGAGGGAAUUCGGGUCAUGCUGGUCUCAGAGGAUGAACCCUCAGCCCUAAGAUCCAUAGUUUAUGAACUUGAACUCAGAGGAGUUCAACAGCCGAACGAGGAGGAAGACAUGCAGGAGAUAACAAUGAGGGAAGUUCUUAAACCUGAAGAAAACCACAGCAUUGUGAGCAGCUUCAAAAAGGCGGGCGAAGUUGUUGCUGUCUAUGGAGGAGGAUCAACACCCGACAUUGUCACCCUGAAAGAAGCUGAUCUCGGGAUCACGGAUAGUGACAAGAGCACCCAGAUGGCUAAGGACGGAGCUGAUAUGGUCCUCAGCAGAGGCAUAACCUCUCUGGCCCAGCCCUUGGAGCUCGGGAGGUGUGCCUACCGCAACAUUCAAGUCUUCUAUUGCCUGCAGCUCUCGACCUGGAUCUCUUGGUUUGUUCUCACCCUGGUAGUGACUGUCGGCUCUGGGGACUCCCCGAGGACGCCACUCCAACAGAUAUGGGUAUAUGCUGUCAUGUGCUUCUUGGGAGGUCUGAUGAUGAGGAUCGAGUGGAGUCCUCCGAGCUUAAUUGCCCAGAAACCUGCUCCUAGGACCGUGGCUCUUAUAAACCAAUCCAUGUGGGUCGAGAUCGCUGGCCAGGUCUCAUGCCAGUUGCUCGUGUUUUCCCUGUUCCAGUUCAAGGGACAAGACAUUACCGGAGUGAGCAAUGGCACACAGAGGGCCAUGACGUUCGCUAGUUUAACCCUGUGUCAGGUACUGAAUCUGAUCAAGGCCACCAAGACUGGAACAAUCAAAGAGCUCGCAGGGGUCCUCCGCCAGCACUACUGGUUCGUGGUGAUCUUGGGGGUUAUUGUAGCAGCCCAGGUGGUGCUGGUUCAGUUUGCGUGGAGUUUAACUGAUGGUCUCCCGCUGAGCGGGACCCAGUGGAUGCUGAGCUGUGGGAUCGCCGUGCUCCCGUUGGUUCUGCACUCGACCGGGGAAUUCCUGUUCUCGGUGAUGUCCAUUGAUUUUCUUCCCAGGUUAUCCGGACUGAGCUUCUGGUCCUUCUGGAUGCCCAUCUUCAUCUUUUCCUCAAUCCUCCUUGUCUCCGCUACGCAAAUCAUUCAACCUGAAUUCAGUCACUAGCAGUGCGGUCCAUUCCCUAGAUCACGUCCGGGCACGAACCUUAUGUGUAUUAAUUUCAUCCCAUUCCAUUUCUACCGUUGUUGCUCUUUUCCUGGCAAUGUGGCUUGCCUUAAUUCCAAUCAAAUAUUGAAAAAAAUAUAAAUAAGUGUUAUGGGCUCCACUUGCAUAAUAUGUUUUUUUCUCUUAAUAAAAUUCGGUAAAAUAUUUCGUCCUUUUUUCUA